Molecule: messenger RNA, 782 nt
Organism: Coccinella septempunctata (seven-spotted ladybird)
Lineage: Eukaryota; Metazoa; Arthropoda; Insecta; Coleoptera; Coccinellidae
Product: calcium load-activated calcium channel
Exons: 3
Coding region: 137-688 (183 amino acids)
Biological process (GO): endoplasmic reticulum calcium ion homeostasis
Cellular component (GO): endoplasmic reticulum membrane; endoplasmic reticulum; cytoplasm
Molecular function (GO): calcium channel activity
Source: RefSeq, a predicted model, not a curated record
UUGACAGUUCAUCAACAUUAACCUGAAAAUCCUGGAAGUUGCCCAAAAAAAAAUUCGUGAGCUCUAGUCAGAUUUUAGCUAACAAAUUGAAUUGAAUGUCAUAUAUAUUAUAAAAAAACUCAACAUCUAAGAAACAAUGUGGGCAGACACACUUCUAAUUGUUUUCAUUUCGAUAUGUACCGCACUUUUAGGUGAGGGAUUAACUUGGUUAAUGGUCUAUAGAACAGAAAAGUAUCAAAAAUUGAAAGCUGAAGUGGAGAAGCAAAGUAAAAGAUUGGAGAAAAGGAAAGAAACUCAUGGAGAUUCUUUAGACAAGCAACAUAAAAAGAAAAUUGAAAGGGAAGAAGAACGUUUGAAAAACAAUAAUCGGGAUUUAUCUUUUGUCAAAAUGAAAUCAAUGUUUGCUAUUGGGUUUGCAUUCACAGCUCUUUUGAGCAUGUUCAACAGCAUAUUUGAUGGUAGAGUAGUAGCCAGGUUACCGUUUAUGCCUUUGACAUGGAUCCAAGGCUUAAGUCAUCGAAAUCUUCCUGGGGAGGAUUAUUACGAGUGCUCUUUCAUAUUCCUAUACAUCUUAUGUACCAUGUCUAUCAGACAAAAUAUUCAAAAAUUAUUAGGAUUUGCUCCAUCUAGAGCAGCUAGCAAACAAGGCAAUGGAUUAUUUGGCCCAGCGCCUGGCCAGUUUAAAUAAUAUUUUAUUUAUUUUAAAUGUAUAUUUCAUUAAUAUAUUUCGCAUUUUGUAAAUUAUAUAAGACAUAUUGAUCAAAAUAGAUAUUCAAAGAAUU